This is a messenger RNA of Saprolegnia diclina VS20, 2085 nucleotides long. RefSeq lists its product as hypothetical. Bases 18 to 2051 code for a protein of 677 amino acids. The record is from RefSeq and is a predicted model, not a curated record. Gene Ontology annotation, molecular function: protein binding. The transcript is spliced from 2 exons. Lineage: Eukaryota; Oomycota; Saprolegniomycetes; Saprolegniales; Saprolegniaceae.
CUUGGACCAGAGCAGCGAUGGCAACGACGUUCGCGAGCACGAUCCUCGCCCAGCCCACCAUUGCAACGAUGGUCUUUGCGUUUCAGUUUGGCGUCUACAACGACGUGCGUCCAGCCUUCCGCGCCUGCAACGAGCUCGUCGAGCUCAGCGCCAUGCCAGCCCAGUACGAGUUUGACGUGUCGUUUGCCAAGGCAUUCGCCCCCAACAACACUGCGUGGGACGCUCCCUGGCCCUGCUGCAGCCCCACGUACGGUCUGCACUACCGCCAGCGCGAUGACCGGCUGCCGCUGCACAUGGCUAUUGCUGCCGGCUCGAUGCGCCUCACCAAGCGCAUGCUUGGCUGCCGCCCCGACCUUGCUUCGAACGACGCGAUUCUCGUAGCUUUGUACAAGAACCGGCUCGAGAUUGCCGAAUGGUUGCUGGACCACCGAGCGAUGGAACCCGCGCUCUACGAACGCAUCGACCUCGACGAACACGACGACCGAGUGCGACUCGUCUACAAUGCCCUGGACGGUGUUUUGCCCGUCGUCCUCGCACGCGACGACACGAGAGGCGUCGAGUUGCUGCAGCGGUUUGGCCCGUGCCCCAACGGGAUGGACCAUGGAGCUCUCCGGCGCGCCGCGUUCAGCGCGACGCUCGAGAACUUGACGCUCGCACUGAACGUCUUUCCGUGGUUCAACGACCCGCACCUCAUGGACGACUUUGCGAGUCGAGGUUUUUUGUCGUUGGUUCGCUCGCUGCACGAACGCCACUUUGAGUGCUCAACGUACGCCAUGGACAGAGCAGCGGCUGGCGGCCAUUUGGAGGUUGUCAAGUUUCUGCAUUUUAACCGGACCGAAGGCUGCACGACCAGUGCACUCAACGGCGCCAUCAGCCAUGGACACCUCGACGUUGUCCGCUUCCUUCUCGAGCACCGCACAGAAGGCGCAUCGCCCAACAUUCUGGAGUCUGCCGCGGCCGGUGGGCACCUGGACGUUGUCCAGUACCUCGACAGUCUCGGGACCUUUGCCUGCACCGAAUUGGCUGUCGAAGACGCGGCGAGAGCUGGUCAUCUGGAGGUCGUCAAGUUUCUCUUGGCGAACCGACAUGAAGGCUGCGGCCGCGACCGCGUCGUUGCCGAAGCUCUCGAGGGCGGGAGUUUGCACAUGGCAGAGUACCUGAUGUCUCUUGGGUACCCGCUCGUGACGUCUGACAUCCACUGGGGCGAGGCUUGCGACGUCUUUCGCAAGCCCGAGAUGGUUGGCGUCCUUCGGCUUCUCGUCGCCCACGGCGAGCCGUGGGACGAAUUCUGGCUGCUGGAAGCGUGCGAUUCCAACAACGUGGCGCUCGUGAAGUUUAUCCACGCGAACUCGGACGCCAUUUGCCACCCGGAAGCCUUGGCGCGAGCGAUUGAGAACAUGGCGUGGGCCAUUGUGGACUAUCUUUUGGCCCACUGCACGGCCGACAUUGCGGUCGAGUCGCUGCAGGCGGCGCUACGCGGCGGUCACGUGGACCUUGCAGUGCGCCUGGUGGAGCGUCAGCCCGAGCUCCGACGCAAUGGCUGCUUGCUUUUGGACGCGUUGAAAGGCCAGCACGUGGAGGUGAUGCGGUACCUUCUCGCUGCUGGCUUUGGCUACCCGCCGGAGUGCCUCGUCGACGUUGUGGGUCGUCGAAACUAUGUGACGGCGAGCAAGCUCUUGCUACCGUACUGUAUGCAUGCCACCGACCAUCUUCCGAACGUCCUCUUCCUCUUGAGUGUGAUUGCGCUGCCCGACCGCCACCGCAAGACGACGCUCCAAGUGAUCGCGCCCGAGCUCACGUACCAAGGAAAAAUGUUGAGCUUGAGCGUCCAGCUUGCACCGAGCGUGGCCGUUCGUGCGACCACACUCUUUGAGGCGGGCGAGGUCGUCGACUGGGCUUUGGCGCUCGUCAUUGGUCAUCGUUGGGCAACGGACGUGACGGUCUGCAUCGAAGACCUGUCCAAAUGGACUGCUAUGGUGGGCGACACGGAGCUCCAAUCGCAGCUCACGCGCCUCCUCGCUAGCAAGCGCAAACUCUCGGGCGAAGCCUAAAGCCACAUGUAGCCAAUCGAACCUAUUUUCUCCG